AUGGCGCCCAUUGCACUGCAGAUCCAGUCCCGUUCAGGGAAGACGAUCGUCGAGGGCGGUGUGACCAUCGAUGCUGAUGCCACGGUGGACGAGCUCAAGAAAGCGCUGCACGCCAAAAAGAAGAAAUGGCACCCAUCGAGGCAGCGGCUGACGUUGCCAGCGAAACCGGGACAGAAAACAGGGGAUGCGCUCAUGCUGGGUGUCAGGCUUGCUGAGUAUGGCCUGGAGGACGGUUCUACCGUGGUGCUCAAGGAUCUGGGGCCCCAGAUUGCGUAUAUCGCCGUCUUCUUUUGGGAGUACUUCGGUCCGCUGGCAGUUUAUCCGCUCUUCUACUUCUUUCCAAAGUUACUCUAUCCCUUCCACAGAGAACCAGUGGUGCACAGCAUUGUACAGACCAUGGCACUGGCAUUCUGGACUGCACACUAUGCAAAGCGCAUCCUGGAGACAUUCUUUGUCCACAGGUUCAGCAAGGGGACUAUGCCGCUGUUCAACCUGUUCAAGAACUGCAGCUACUAUUGGGGAUUCGCUGCCAUGGUAUCCUACUUCGUUAACCACCCGCUGUACACCCCGCCAGAUGUUACAGCAGCUUCGCUACUUUUGGGUGGUGCAGUGGUCUGUCAGGUGUCCAACCUGUACUGCCACAUACUCCAGAAGAACUUGAGAAAGCCCGGCGAAAAAGGCUACAAGGUUCCCCAUGGCUUUUUGUUUGAAUACAUCACCUGCGCCAAUUACACAUGCGAAACACUGGCCUGGGUACUAUUCGGAUUCGCAACAAAGACAGUGGCAGCUUUUCUGUUUGCCACCGUUGGAGGUCUGCAGAUGGCACAGUGGGCGGGCGACAAGCACAGGAGGCUUGUGAAGAUGUUUGAUGGGAAAGAGAGUCGUCCAUUGUAUCCCAAGCGGUGGAGGAUGAUUCCGUUCCUCUAUUAG
This is a messenger RNA of Ostreobium quekettii, 930 nucleotides long. The record is from the annotation of a GenBank genome assembly. NCBI's taxonomy places the organism in Eukaryota, Viridiplantae, Chlorophyta, Ulvophyceae, Bryopsidales, Ostreobiaceae.